This is a messenger RNA of Angiostrongylus costaricensis, 1152 nucleotides long. The record is from the annotation of a GenBank genome assembly. Lineage: Eukaryota; Metazoa; Nematoda; Chromadorea; Rhabditida; Metastrongylidae.
AUGUUGAACUUCUGCAAUGAAAAGAUUCGCAAUUCAAUGUGUAUCAUAAGCAACUAUUUCCCUUCUCUGAGGUGUAGAGCAGUUGAGAAUGAGCAGGAAAAACGUGGCCAUAGUCCUUCCACUUGGUUUUUUUCCCCUUCUUCACGGUUUCGUCAGCGAUUUGUAACAGUAGCUCCCUCCGCCGUGACGUGGACGACGGCCGGAUUACUCCGUGCCGGUGUCGGCGAUCCACGAAGAGGGGUAUUCAUUAGUGUUAAAGCUGUUGCACCUUAUUACCGCCUUGGAGAAAUUUUUUAUAGCAGCAAAUGGUUUCUAAGCACCCCUUGGGUGGAAGAAAUCACUGGUUUGAAUGUGAUGAAAAUCAAUUCGGUGCUACGUGAGUUCAUUCCAGAUGUCCUGAUGAUUACAUUCUUUCUCGCACUCGCUUUCAUCACAUCGGCUGAGUCCGGCUGCUAUCAGAAACGAAUGUGCUGUCACGGACGGAAUAUCACCUGCACGGCCCUUGACGACGGAACCAGUCAACUACCGCUGCUCAACCCUCACCGCCAACAAAAGCAUCGUCAUCGAGACGAUUCUGUCAAUGCUGUUCACUGUGUCAUUCUUCGUGGUCUCGAUACCGUAUUCUUUCCAGCCAUCAUAGAAAAUCAAAGGGAUCGUCGUAUUUCACCUAUCAGACGCCCUUCUAUGAAGCAUCCGGUGAUGGCUACGAUCUCGUCUAUCCGGACGUGGGUUACGCUAGUGUGUCUCUUCAUGACAUCAGUUAUUAACGCGAUUCUUGUCUUCGAUGAGGUCAAUCAACAACGCAUUGGGAAAAUUGUGUUCCCGGAUGUCGUUGAGCUUGAAGGAUCCGGUGCCGAGGACAUCUACAAUAAAUAUGCGUUCAUUGAUGAGAGUCCCGAUGAUAAACACGCGAAUAAAGUGCCGAAGACGAUCCGUCGUCAAAAGAAGAAGACGCCGUCCUCGGUCGCCCCUCAGAUCACUCAUCUGCUUUUCGGCUACCCACUCACACCGGCUGAACCAUCCGAGGAUAUACUACGGUAUACGUCGAGACCGAAACGUCUCUGGUUACGGUAUUCCGUUCUCGAUAAGUAUCUACCACUAACGGUGUCGACAACACCAACAUCCGGCUUCUAUGAUGAAGGUCAUCUUUAA